Aphanomyces astaci is the source of this 1579-nucleotide messenger RNA. RefSeq lists its product as hypothetical. The transcript has 5 exons. The record is from RefSeq and is a predicted model, not a curated record. Lineage: Eukaryota; Oomycota; Saprolegniomycetes; Saprolegniales; Verrucalvaceae. The annotation marks the transcript as partial.
CGAUGCAUAAAGCCUCGACGCCCAACCCAGCGACAUUGCGGCGCCAAUCCAUCGGCAACGCCCAAGGCCUCGUGCACGUCCAAAGCCUCACGCUGACUGAUUUGCAGCCGUUUACCGCGCACUGGCGGCGGCUGCUCGUGGGGCGGUGCUUCCAAGAGUACGGAAGUCUUCUCUUCUCCCCCAGCGACAUGUGCCCGUACGUGUACAACGCGCACAUCAGCGACCGCCUGCACACACACAAGAAGAAGCGCUUGAAAAAGUCCAAAGCGAGCCGGCGGAACCUCCUCGCCGCGGCCCAGCUGAACGACAACAACAAUGACGAGGACGACGACGACGGCGACAACGAGAGCGAGAUCACUCCGCUGACGUCGUCCAGGCAUUUCGUCCGGGCGUUUCACUUGUGGAGAGACAUGUGUGCUGCGCUGUGCCACGCCAGUGUGCUGGACUCGACGUCCGAUUCCAGCAGCGCGUCGUUUCAUAAGCGAUCGCCGUCGAAACGAACGCUCACGACGCAAAGCUCCACGUCCAUCCUGGGGCGCCCGGUGGGCCAGCAACGCCUCCGACUCGAGCCAGCCCAGCACUUUGAGCUGCCUGUCACGAGCAUAUUCGUGUCGGGGGGGCCGCUAGCGAGUAAAACGUUCAGUGCAUUUGCCACCACGAAACUGCGAGCGGUUGAGCUGCCUCGAAUUUCCAACUUUCGAAGUACCAUUGAACGCAUCCACGACACGAUUUUGCAUUCUUGGGAACGAAGUACCGAGGUCAAGCACACCAAGCAAGCCCUGGCACACGGCCGACAAGCGAUGUGGAACAGUGCAUGUGGCAUGGCGCGAGAGAAGGAAUGCGCCAACAACACGUCCAUCGACUUGCUCACUUCCAGGGACGUACGACCAAGCUUGUUUCAAGUGCUCAAUUUCGAGUCAGCUGCCAUCGCAAACAUCUUUCGAGACGAAGGCGACGCCGAGACCGAGCUCGUGAACGUCCGCCGCACCUUUCAAGUGAACGACUCGUGCUUUCGACUGUUGUAUACGAGAGCAGGGCCAGACACCAAGUACGCGCUCACGGUGGACGAGCUGUGGCGAGCCAUGAAGCGGCUGCGCGUCGUGACGCAAUUGGUGCCGACUCCACGAGACGACGACAGGUGCCAUGCACGAUAAACGAUUGGUUUUGGUUGUAACGGUGUAUAUGGUGAAUGAACCUUUCGAUUGGUAGUGCCGAGGCGACCCAGGUCAUUUCCGUGGUCGAGUUCGCCGAACUCUUGCUUCGCAUUUGCAACGAGCAGUUUGGCGAGUUGGGACGGCUCGGACAGCGCGUGGAUCGGUUUGUGGUCGAGCACUUGUGCUUCUUGCAGCAAGCCAAGUCGACGCUUCGCGAGGAGGCACAGAACCCUGCGAUGAAAGUAGUUGAUUACAUGCAAAAUCUCAUUGACUUUCAUUUAUAUCGACACUAAUAAAUGAACUAGUCGGUGUUGAGUGAAUUCAAGGACCUGCUCACGGGCAUUUUCAAACGCCAUGCGGUCAAGCCCAAAUCCAAGGAAAAGGGGGUCCCGCACUUCAAAUUGCGCGAUUGGAUUGCGUUUGUC